AUGGCUACUCACCGCAUACUCAAACAGUUUUCCAUCUUACCACCUCAGCACACUCCCGUGCCACCAUGGCUACUCACCGUGUACUCGAACAGUUCCAUCUUACCAGAGAGGCAUUUGACUGGGUCAUUGGUGAAGUGGAAGCCAAUCUCGUCCUCAGCACACUCCCAUGCCACCAUGGCCACUCACCGCAUACUCGAACAGUUCCAUCUUACCACCUCAGCACACUCCCAUGCCACCAUGGCUACUCACCGCAUACUCGAACAGUUCCAUCUUACCACCUCAGCACACUCCCAUGCCACCAUGGCUACUCACCGCGUACUCGAACAGUUCCAUCUUACCAGAGAGGCAUUUGACUGGGUCAUUGGUGAAGUGGAAGCCAAUCUCUUCCAUCUUACCACCUCAGCACACUCCCAUGCCACCAUGGCUACUCACCGCAUACUCGAACAGUUCCAUCUUACCACCUCAGCACACUCCCAUGCCACCAUGGCUACUCACCGCGUACUCGAACAGUUCCAUCUUACCAGAGAGGCAUUUGACUGGGUCAUUGGUGAAGUGGAAGCCAAGUUCAACCAGUCAUUAGUGAACCCGGGAGAGAUGUAUGGCACACUUGCUACAACAAUAUCCUGGGUUUCAUCAGCAAUGCGCCGAUCAUGA
Suillus discolor is the source of this 654-nucleotide messenger RNA. RefSeq lists its product as uncharacterized. Gene Ontology annotation, molecular function: DNA-directed RNA polymerase activity; DNA binding. The record is from RefSeq and is a predicted model, not a curated record. The transcript has 2 exons. Gene Ontology annotation, biological process: DNA-templated transcription. The coding region runs from base 1 to 654 and encodes 217 amino acids. Lineage: Eukaryota; Fungi; Basidiomycota; Agaricomycetes; Boletales; Suillaceae.